Molecule: messenger RNA, 3101 nt
Organism: Cynara cardunculus var. scolymus (artichoke)
Lineage: Eukaryota; Viridiplantae; Streptophyta; Magnoliopsida; Asterales; Asteraceae
Product: probable disease resistance protein RF9
Exons: 2
Coding region: 1-2772 (923 amino acids)
Biological process (GO): defense response to other organism
Molecular function (GO): ADP binding
Source: RefSeq, a predicted model, not a curated record
AUGGCUGCUGAAGCUGUUGUUUCUGUGAUGAUACAGAAACUCUCUGACUUCCUAGACGAAGAAUCAGAAAUUUUUGAAAAGGUUAAGGAUGAAGUAGAAAAGGUUAUGGAGGGGCUUAAAAGCAUUUUAAAUAGUGCACAAUACCAAGAGCAAAGUAGCACGAUGCUUAUGAGUCAGGUGCUUAGCCUUCUAGGUAUCGUCUAUCGUGUUGAGGACACCAUAGAAUCUUUCUGCUUCAUAGAAACCCGUUUGAAAAGGAUGAGUUUUGUCAAGAAGCAUUUUUCAGUCAUUGCAAAAGAGGUGAGGCUUUUCAGAAUUGUACUUCCAGAUACAAUGGAAUAUUCUCAGAACGUUCCCAGACUCAAAUCUAAGAUGGAACGAUUCAGCAAAGAAAUUCACGAAUGGGAAAUACGCUCAUCGGUUCUGGCACGGCUCCAGGGUUCUCAUGGGAUGCACCAGCACGAACAACAAACGCAAGAGCCUGAUGCUUAUCGUCCACCAAGAAUAGAAGACACCAUUUCCAAGAAAAAAGCGCUUGAGCUUCUGAAGCGGCAGAUAACCAGCAAUAUAGAACCACUUCAAAUAAUCUCGGUCUUUGGAGAGAUUGGCAUAGAUAAUGCACCUCAAGUCAAGACAAUCUACAAGAGCAGAGUGGUCACUAACAUGUUCCCAUGCCAUGCUUGGCUGGUCGUGGACACAAACUGGUCCUUUAGGCAUCUUAUUUUGGCUAUACUGAAAGAGGUGACCAGCAUGAAGGGCAUGGAGAAACUCAUAGAUGAGGUUCUGAUAGGGAGGCUUCAUGGGUUCUUGAAUGAUAAAAAGUACCUCAUAGUCAUCAAUGAUAUCAAAAGUCUUGAUCUCUUGAAAAAGUUAAGAGGGGCCUUACCGGAUGCACACAAUGGAAGUAGGGUGGUGAUCACCACUCCUGAUGAAAGAACCGCUUCAUUUGCAGAUGUAACAAGCCCUUUUUGCUACAAGCAUCUAGACAUGAAGGAAGCCAUGAAGACUUUCAUUGAAAAGGUAAAAGGUCUAGUGAAAGGAAGCCCAGUACCAGGCGAUAUUAUGGAGGACCAUUUGAAACGCAAAGUAGCAGAAAUCUGCAGAGGAAAUCCCCUGAGGUUUGCACUGCUUGUUGGCUUUCUAUCAACAAGAAAGGUGAAGUAUAAAGAUUGGUUGCGUGUUUUUAAACAAAACGUUCUACCUACCAAAUUCCCAACGUUUGAUCUUUUAGCCUUCUGUUACAAUGAUCUACCAGUCCACUUGAAGCCUUGCUUUCUCUAUUUAGGGCUUUUUGAAAAAGGAUUUGAAAUACCUGUGAGAAGGUUGUUUCGGUUGUGGCUGGCUGAGGGCUUUGUGAAGCCAUCAGAAGAAGGGAUUAUUUUGGAAGACAUAGUAGAGAGAUAUCUGGAAGAGCUUGUCAACAGGAACAUGGUGGAAAUCACAAAAAAUAGAUCCGAUGAGAGUCCCAAAAAAUGCCGAAUGACUGCAUCCCUACAUGACAUCUUCAGGCCCAGGGGUCUAGAAAUAGGCCUCUUCCACCUACACCAAAAGUCCGAAGAAAAUUCCUAUGUAGAAGCAGAUUCACAUCGAUUAGAAGUUCGUCGGGUUGUUGAAUGCACCAAUAUCAAGGACUACACCACUUCACAAGCUUUCAACCAGAAUCUACAGUCCUACAUAUCCUUAAACAACCGAAAGAAAGAUAUGUUUGCAGAUGAAGUAGGAAUAUUUUUGGAAACAAUCGUUGGAACCAGAGGAUUUGGAUUACUCAAGGUGCUCGAUUUGGAGGGUGUUGAUCGACCACGGCUACCGGAGAUUCUGGGGAAUCUAUUUUUAUUGAGAUAUUUAGGCUUGAGAUGUACUUUCUUGAACGCUCUUCCUUCCUCACUUGGUGCCCUGCUCCACCUUGAAACACUGGACAUCAAGCAUACACAAAUCAGAACUGUCCCAAGUUCUAUUUGGAACAUGAAGCAUCUUCGUCAUCUUUGUCUGAACGGAGCUCAUCUGGACAUACCUGUCAAAUCAAUGAAACAUACAGAUCCACUUCAGCUGCAAACUCUACAGGGUUUGUUUGUAGAUGAGAAGAUUGCAAGAAAGAUCGGUUCUACUUUGAAGAGGAUGACCAACCUUCGAAAACUUGAUCUGACAAGAGAGGCAUGUUCAACAACCACCACAACAAGAAGCCAUUCAUCCUCCUAUGAAGAAAUUAGUUCGUGGAUUUCAUCACCCUCUUGCCUUCAAUCUCUAAGGUUAAGAUCCAUAAACAGAAUGGGUCAGCCUUCAGAGCUGAUUAUUGAACCUUUCUCAAGUUUCGAGAAUCUCUCUCAACUGUACUUACUAGGAAAAUUACUCAAACCUCUUGAUUGGUACCAGAUCCCAUCUGGACUCAAAGUCCUUACUUUAUCUGUCUCACAGCUAGACGAAGAUCCCAUGCCAACACUAUCUAAGCUGAAAAACUUGAUUGACCUCAGGCUUCUAGCUUCUUCUUAUAAGGGAGAAGAAAUGUGUUUACCACAAAAUGGGUUCCCUGCCCUCAGAGUUCUUAAGCUCUGGAAGCUGGAAAAUCUAAAACGAUUGACUGUGAAAGAAGGAACAAUGCAGAAACUGCAUACCUUAGAAAUCAGGUGCUGUAAGAAUCUAAACAAGGAGGGUCCUGAAACCUUGCUGAAGAUAGAGGAGCUUUGCAACUUGAUCUUGACAGACAUGCCAAAGCCAUUUGUUACUGCAAUGAACAGGAAAAAAAAGAAGCACACUCUUAUUGAGGAAAAUCCGUAAAUGAAAAGGACUUUUCUCUCUUAGCCCAGCAAACAAACAAGAUGUGCUCAUAACUCAUAAGAACCACAGCCCUUGAGACUGUCCAAACUGGUUUGAAGUCAUAUCUGGCUUCCAAAAACAGCAAUGCCAGCAGGAGUACACUUACUAUUGGCAGAUAAAAAUCUCUUAUCCAAUGUAUUAGUACUCAGAUGUUGGUAUUCAUGAUCUCUACUAAGAUUCUAUCUCAUAUGCAUUUCUUUCUAUCCAAUAUUGUUAGAACAUAGACAAGACUUUGUUCUGUUUGUCUUAUUUGCCACUCCUUUCUAGUGAAUAUUUCUGCCUUCUGUCCA